GGUGUUGAGCCACUUAUGCAGAAAAUACACAGUGAGAUCCGUGUCGUGGAUGCUGAAAUUCUUGCUGCUGUCCGUCAACAGAGUAAUUCAGGAACCAGGGCAAAGGAGGAUCUUGCUGCAGCUACACGUGCUGUGGAGGAACUCAUGUAUAAGGUCCGAGAAAUUAAAACUAAAGCCGAGCAAAGUGAAACAAUGGUUCAAGGAAUAUGCCGUGACAUUAAAAAGCUUGAUUCUGCAAAGAAGCACAUUACAACCACCAUCACGGCCCUCCAUCGUCUUACAAUGCUAGUCUCUGCCAUCGAGCAACUUCAAGUAAUGGCUUCAAAACGACAAUAUAAAGAAGCUUCUGCGCAGCUAGAGGCUGUCAACCAGUUAUGUAGUCAUUUUGAUGCCUACAGAGAUAUUCCGAAGAUUGCUGAGCUGAGAGACAAGUUCAAGAACAUUAAACAAAUUCUCCAGUCUCACGUGUUUUCUGAUUUCUCCAGCUUAGGUACUGGAAAAGAGGCAGAGGAAAGUAAUUUGCUGAAGCAAUUGUCAGAUGCUUGUUUGGUUGUUAAUGCAUUGGAGCCAUCGGUGAGAGAAGAAUUAGUGAAGAACUUCUGCAACAGGGAGCUUAUAUCUUAUCAACAGAUAUUUGAAGGAGCUGAGCUGGCAAAGUUAGAUAAAACAGAGAGGAGAUAUGCUUGGGUCAAACGCAGAUUACGAACAAAUGAGGAGAUAUGGAAAAUAUUUCCUGCUUCAUGGCACGUUGAAUAUCUGCUGUGUAUUCGGUUUUGCAAAUUGACCAGAACACAACUUAUGGAGAUCUUUAUAAGCUUGAAAGAGAAGCCAGACGUUGGAACACUACUUCUGGCAUUGCAACGGACAAUAGAAUUCGAGGAAGAAUUAGCAAAGAAAUUCAGUGGUAGUGGUAGUGGUAGUAGCAAAAGCGUUGAGAGUGACAUUGAGGAAAUAGAUAAAAGGGAAGGCAAUAAUCAAACUGUGAUGGAUAUACGAAAGAAAUAUGAGAGAAAACUUGCUGCACAUCAAGGAAACGAAGAUGAUGAUAAAGAUGUAAACAAAGAUUUGGCUGUACCUGGAGCUGGGUUCAAUUUUCGUGGAAUUAUAUCAUCCUGCUUUGAACCGCAUUUGAUGGUAUAUGUGGAAUUAGAAGAGAGAACCCUUAUGGAGCAUCUGGAGAAGCUUGUUCAGGAUGAAACAUGGGAUAUGGAUGAUGGAAGUCAGACUAAUAUUCUAUCCAGUAGCAUGCAGGUCUUUCUGAUUAUCAGAAGGAGCUUGAAACGAUGCUGCACCUUGACAAGGAACCAGACACUCCUGAAUUUAUUUAAGGUCUUCCAAAGAGUUCUUAGAGCUUAUGCUUCAAAGCUUUUCAUGAAGUUGCCUAAAGGUGCCACGGGUACGGAUGGACAUAUUAAGACAUCUGAUAAAGAUGAAAGGCUGAUAUGCUAUAUUGUGAACACUGCAGAAUAUUGUCAUAAAACGGCUGGUGAAUUGGCUGAGAAUGUCUCGAAAAUAAUAGAUUCCCAGUUGAUCGACGCAGUGGAUAUGUCAGAAGUGCAGGAUGAAUUCUCAGCAGUUAUAACAAGAGCACUAGUAACGUUAGUGCAUGGUGUGGAAACCAAAUUUGAUGUUGAAAUGGGUGCAAUGACACGUGUUCCCUGGGGUACGCUUGAAAGUGUGGGUGAUCAAUCGGCGUAUGUGAAUAGCAUAAAUAUGAUCCUUAGUGGUUGCGUCCCUAUACUUGGAAGCCUUCUUUCUCCAGUUUACUUUCAGUUCUUCUUAGACAAGCUUGCAUCAUCUCUAGCUCCACGCUUCUACCUCAAUAUCUUCAGAUGCAAGCAAAUAUCAGAAACUGGAGCUCAACAAAUGUUGUUGGAUACUCAGGCUGUAAAGACAAUACUUUUGGAUAUUCCAUCCCUUGGGAGACAGAUUCCAGGAGCUGCUGGCUAUUCGAAAUUUGUAAGCCGUGAGAUGAGCAAAGCGGAAGCACUGUUGAAGGUUAUCUUGUCCCCGAUUGAUUCUGUGGCCGAUACAUAUGGAGCACUUUUACCCGAGGGAACACCUUCAGAAUUCCAGCGGAUUCUAGAGCUCAAGGGAUUGAAGAAAGCAGACCAACAAACCAUAUUGGAUGACUUCAACAAACGUGGUUCCGGGUUUUCUGAAUCACCAGUUGCCGCCCCAGCCGUCCAGGUGUCCCAUGUGGCGGCAGCUCCUGUGCCUCCUCCCUUGGCCAGUCCAGCUUCAUCUGCAGUUAUUGCCUCGAGAGAGGAUGUGCUUACCAGAGCAGCGGCACUUGGCAGAGGUGCCGCCACAACUGGAUUCAAACGGUUUCUUGCUUUGACUGAAGCAGCAAAAGAUCGCAAGGAUGGGCCUUUUAGAAAACUUUUCAAUGCCUAGAAUUUACACACUUUCAGAUAGGAAAAGAAAUGAGAAGAUACUCGACAACUUCUCGAUUUUGUUCAUAUAUCGUGCAUGCUCGUGCCAAAUCAAGCAGCA
Cynara cardunculus var. scolymus (artichoke) is the source of this 2496-nucleotide messenger RNA. RefSeq names its product vacuolar protein sorting-associated protein 53 A-like. The transcript is spliced from 24 exons. Gene Ontology annotation, biological process: retrograde transport, endosome to Golgi. NCBI's taxonomy places the organism in Eukaryota, Viridiplantae, Streptophyta, Magnoliopsida, Asterales, Asteraceae. The coding region runs from base 16 to 2397 and encodes 793 amino acids. Gene Ontology annotation, cellular component: GARP complex. The record is from RefSeq and is a predicted model, not a curated record.